AUGCAGCGAAGGUUUAAAGAUGAAUACCCUGAGACUUUGCUGAGUUUAUUGUUUGAGGCCCUCAUCAACAAAACUCGAAUAAAUCCAAAUCUGAUUGAGGAUGUCUGCAUCGGCAACGUCCUGCAGCCUGGUGCUGGGGCCCUCGGGGCUCGAAUUGCGGCUCUGAUGGGGGGCCUCCCCAUCAGCACGCCCGUGCAUACCGUCAACAGACAGUGCAGCAGCGGCCUACAAGCAGUGGCGGCGAUAGCAGGCUCUAUUGCUGCCGGUAACAUCGAUGUGGGUGUGGCUGGGGGCGUGGAAUCUAUGUCGCACUUUGAAAUGACUUCGGCUCUGAAUCCCGAAAAAAUUUCAGAAAAAGUUUUUGAAAGUGAAAAUGCAAGAAACUGUUUGCUGCCGAUGGGAACAACUUCAGAUAUUCUGGCGAAAAGAUUUGGGGUGACGAGAGAAGAACAGGAUGCCUUCGCUGUGGAGUCUCACGCAAAGGCUUCGGCGGCUCAGGCUGCGGGGCGAUUCAGAGAAGAGCUUGUGCCUAUACAAGUGAAGGGCAUUUAA
Eimeria mitis is the source of this 552-nucleotide messenger RNA. Its product is annotated as acetyl-CoA acyltransferase B, putative. Gene Ontology annotation, cellular component: peroxisome. Gene Ontology annotation, molecular function: acetyl-CoA C-acyltransferase activity. Gene Ontology annotation, biological process: phenylacetate catabolic process; fatty acid beta-oxidation. The record is from RefSeq and is a predicted model, not a curated record. The transcript has 6 exons. NCBI's taxonomy places the organism in Eukaryota, Apicomplexa, Conoidasida, Eucoccidiorida, Eimeriidae. Bases 1 to 552 code for a protein of 183 amino acids.